Oncorhynchus masou masou (cherry salmon) is the source of this 5713-nucleotide messenger RNA. Its product is annotated as tectonin beta-propeller repeat-containing protein 1-like. Gene Ontology annotation, molecular function: phosphatidylinositol-3-phosphate binding. The transcript is spliced from 23 exons. Gene Ontology annotation, biological process: autophagosome maturation. The record is from RefSeq and is a predicted model, not a curated record. The coding region runs from base 5 to 3670 and encodes 1221 amino acids. Gene Ontology annotation, cellular component: lysosomal membrane; autophagosome membrane. NCBI's taxonomy places the organism in Eukaryota, Metazoa, Chordata, Actinopteri, Salmoniformes, Salmonidae.
GAACAUGCCUGUGUCCCUGCUGUGGGCAGUGGAUGUGUAUGGGCGUGUGUACAGCUUGUCCACCAGAGGGCAGCAGUGGGAGCAGUGUCAUGAUGCUGUGUUAGAGUUUAAGAGGGUGACGGCCGUGCAGCAGUGUUGCUGGGGUAUCGCCUGUGACCAUCACAUCUACCUGAAUGUCCACUCGAGUGAUGUUCCCAUACGCUACCAGGAGGAGACAUUCGAGAACCAGCGAUGGAAUCCCAUGGAUAACUUCUCAGAUCGCUUGUUGCCGAGCGACCGCUGGCAGUGGAGUAACAUCACAGGACUGGAACACCAACCCCUUGACAGCUUCUUUCUUCCCUCGACCAACUGGGAGUGGGAGGGGGACUGGUACAUUGACGGGAACUUUGGAGGAGAGCCCACAGAGAAAGAAGGUUGGACCUAUGCCAUGGACUUCCCUGCCACCUACACCAAAGAUAAGAAGUGGAACUCAUGUGUCCGUCGCAGGCGAUGGAUCCGCUACAGGAGGUACAAGGCCACAGACACCUGGGCCAAGAUCCCGUCAGAAGGUCACAGUGGUCCCCUUCCAGACCCCUUUAAUGACAUCAGCUGUGGAGGCUGGGAGAUCAGUGAGGAGCCCAGGGGGAGGUUGUCUCUGUGGGCUGUCUCUCUACAGGGCAAGGUGUGGUUUCGUGAGGGUAUCCACCACCACAGCCCAGAGGGGGAUGGCUGGGAGGAGGUGUCUCUGCCUGGGGAGGUGGUGCAGAUCAGCUGUGGUCCAGGGGACCUUGUCUGGGCCGUGCUCUGGGAGGGACAACUCAUCGUCAGGGAGGGCAUCACCAGAGACUGCCCACGAGGCUCCUCCUGGGUAGUGGUGGACUCUCCCAACCCAGAGGCCGGGGCCAUCCACGUAGCUGUGGGGGACAACGUAGUCUGGGCUGUCACCAAGGACAACAAGGUAUGGUACAGACGUGGCAUCAACUGCUAUAACCCCCGUGGUUCAGGCUGGAUCGGGAUGAUCGGGGAGAUGGUCAUGAUCAACGUGGGUCUCAACGAUCAGGUGUGGGGUAUCAGCUGUGAGGACCGAGCAGUGUAUUUCCGUCAGGGUGUGACCUCCAGUGAGUUGAGUGGUAAAGCCUGGAAGGCUGUCAACGUGCCCCGAGACGGAGACAUCAGGUCCCACUCCUCCGCCAGCAUUAGCAGUCUGCACAGUGCUGGUUGUUUCUUCAGUGGAGAGGUGCGAGCACAGUCUGUGAUGAGUGAAGACUCAGACACAAAGAACGGUCCACAAAGGGCAGUCCUAGAAGUAGGGGCCUGUCCCUCCUCCCCUCCCCCCGAUCCCCCUACCGUUGACCCCAACGUCCCCAAACCACGCAUCCCCAAGGUCACCAGCGACAGCUUCAUCUCCGAGAUGCUCUCUGACCGCAAGGUCAAACGGGAGGGGGCCCACACUGCCAUCACCGCCGGUCCCUCUAUCCCAGAAGAGGAGGCCUCUCUUCGGGAAGCAGAUGCCAAGUCUCCCCCUCUGGCCCUGGUUCUGUCCCCCAGCCUGUCUGGAGGGCCUGGGGACCCCCAAUGGAGUAACGUGGACCUAGAAGAGACCCAGACUCACCUGGCUGUGGGGCCUGCUGGGGUGAGAGGGGACGCGGCUGACACCUGUAGCCUGUCCUCUGUGGCCACCUACACCCUGUGUCAGGAGGAGCCUUAUGGGGUGGAUGAACAUCCACUCUGGGCAUGGGUCAGUGGAGGAGGCUGUGGUGUGGACUGUCACUCCCAGCUCAACUGGUUCAACUCUGCCACAGCCCUGUCAUCAUCAGUCCAGUCCAUGAGUCUGUCCAUCAGUCCAGCCCAGACAGCUGCCUGGCGGAAACAGAUCUUUGAGCAGCUCAGCGAACGCUCCAAGAGAGAGAUGGACAACUUUAAACACUACGAACAGGCCAUAGAACAGUCCCAGUCUGUGUGGGUGAAGAAAGGGACCAUGCAGUGGUGGAGGGACUGGAAGCCCCAUAAGUGGGUGGACGUGAGGUUUGCCCUGGAGCAGUUCUCAGGACCAGAGGGAAACCAGGAUGGCAUUCUCUUCCUCUACUACAACUUCAACGAGGAGAAGAAGUACCUGCAUGUGUUCAUCAACGAGGUGACUAUCUUGGUGCCAGUGCUGAAUGACUCCAAACACACGUUUGCCGUCUACACAGCAGAGAGGACCAAACAGAGGUGGCCUAUCAGACUGGCUGCUGCCACCGAGCUGGAGAUGCACGACUGGCUGGCCCUGCUGAGUGUGUCGUGCUGUGACUCCCGGGGGAUCCAGGGUCCCCCCUCUAAACAGGCCCUCUGGUCAGUCACCUGUAAAGGAGACAUCUUCGUCUGUGAGCCUUCGCCAAGCCUGGAAGCAUGUCCCUACCCCACACCCUGCGACCAGAUGUUCUGGCAUCAGGUGGGGGGCCACCUGCGUCUGGUGGAGUGUAACAGUCUGGGGGUGGUGUGGGGGGUUGGCUACGACCACACUGUCUGGGUCUACACUGGCGGCUAUGGAGGGGGAUUCAUGCAGGGUCUGGCCAGCAGCACCGAUAACAUCUACACCCAGACAGAUGUGAAGUGUGUCUACAUUUAUGAGAACCAGAGGUGGAACCCAGUCACAGGAUAUACCAACAGAGGCCUCCCAACAGACCGUUACAUGUGGAGUGAUGCAACAGGACUGCAGGAGUGUACCAAGGCCAACACCAAGCCUCCAUCCCCUCAUUGGACAUGGGUGGCAGACUGGGCCAUUGACUAUGGUAUCUCUGGAGGGACAGACAGAGAGGGUUGGCAAUAUGCAGCUGAUUUCCCAACGUCGUAUCAUGGCCACAAGACCUUGAAGGACUUUGUCCGUCGUAGGCGAUGGGCCAGGAAGUGUAAACUGACUACCACAGGGCCAUGGCAGGAAGUCCCACCCAUCCCGUUGAGUGACGUGACCAUCAUCCCGUGUGGAGCUCAGAGCAUUGUUGAGCCGAUCCCUCUGUGGGCCAUCAGUAACAAGGGAGACGUGCUCUGUAGACUGGGAGUCACACUACUGACGCCUGCUGGGACGUCAUGGCUCCAUGUGGGCACAGACCAGCCCUUUAAGUCUAUCUCCAUUGGUGGGGCCAACCAGGUGUGGGCCAUUGCCAGGGAUGGCUCUGCCUUCUACAGGGGCUCCGUGACCGCACAGAGCCCUUCAGGAGACUGCUGGUACCACAUCCCCUCUCCAGUCAGGCAGAAGCUCCAACAGGUGUCUGUAGGGAGGACGUCAGUCUACACAGUGGAUCAACAUGGUAACCUGUGGUUCAGACAGGGCCUGACUCCUAGCUGCCCCCAGGGAUCGUCAUGGGAACACAUCUCCAACAAUGUACGCAAGGUCUCCGUAGGACCUCUGGACCAGGUGUGGAUCAUAGCUGACAAGGUGCAAGGCAGCCACAGUCUGAGCUGUGGGACAGUCUGUCACCGUCUGGGGGUUCAGCCCAUGGAGCCAAAGGGACAGUCGUGGGACUAUGGCAUCGGGGGUGGCUGGGACCACAUCACUGUGAGAGGGAACUCCUUCGAGGCUCCCCGUGUCCGUAUGCCCUCCCUGACACCCUCCCUUACCGCCUCCCUGACGGACCCCCUCUGCACCCAUCCACCCCGCAGACCGCUCUCCUUCAGGAACACAGAGGAGAAUGGGAACGCUGUCAGGUGUUAAACACACACACACAUAGAGUAUUUGCCAGUGGACACUGUAUCUCUGUUCUGUCUUCAGCCCAACUCUCGCUACAAAACAAAAGCCCCAAUGCAACUACUCUACCAUCCACACUGUACUGUAGCUCCCAGCUCCAGCCUCACCCUCUAAGUGUCUGAAGUCAAACUCUUCUUCUGACCAAUCACCUGGUUGUGUUCAAUUACCUUUGAACCCUAGCUCUGUGCCCUCAGCUUGACUCAGCCAAUCACCUUCUCUCUUCACAGCUAGCAGGUCAUGUUCAACAUUUCCCACAUAGAGCACUAGUCAUUUUUAAACUGUGUGACUCAGUCUUCGAACAUUGCAUCAUCGUUAUUUAAAUCUGUGGUCUUAAGAUAACUUUUUGUUUUAUUUAUUGUUAUUGUUUGGUUGAAUGUUUUUUUUCUGUGUGUAGGUGUAUACAGUGCUGUAUGUGAAUGUUUUGUUUAUGUUAUAUUGGUGAUAGGUUUAACUUUUUAAAAUAUAAUGUAAGAAGUGUUUUCUGGGGUAUUCAAUGUUAUUGGGCCGAUGUAUGAUUCUGUGAAGGUGGGCGAUCAGUAGUUUUGACUGAUUCUGUUCCAAUAAGUUACUAUACUUCCUACUUUGUACCUGCUGGUAACGUAGAGAUUCUACUGGAGUCACAACAAAAACAUUAAGGGUUUAUUCACGGAGAAUAAUUUAGGUUAUGAGUCCUUAGAUAGCACAUGGCUCUUUUACAGUUAUAUGCCUUUCCCCUGAAUGGUUUGUAUCUGUGAUGGCCACAGUGAAGAGUUUGUAUGUCCAUGUUCCAAGGGGGACAGUUUUUUCUAUAGCAUUUUUGUGUUACUCUUGAAAAGAAAGUACAUAUUCUUAUUUUUCUUAUUUUCAUUAAAAAAAAUGUGAAUUGCUUGAAAAAUGAUGUCUUUGAAAGGCUUAAAAGUUCAUUUGUUUGUUUCUCAUGAAAAUAAGAGUUUUAACACUAUUAUCUGCAUAUUUUUCACCUCCUAUGAUUUUAUCAGUAUUGACUGGCAGCCAACACACAUGACUGGCAGCCAACACACUUGAAGGGGUUGGUGGAAAGAACAUAUAUAUAUAUAUUUUUUAUAAAUCUGAAUAUGAGUAUAGUAUAAAUGUUUUCAUUGUGAUAUUUCAAGGUUGGGUUAUUGUACAUUGAUAUAUAAAAAUCUUAAAAUAUCAGUCAUAUAAAGUCAUAUUAACUAUUAUCUUUAAACCACAAAGGCUGAAACUAUCACGUUUGGGCAUUCAUUCAUCUUAGUGCUGAAACUAUCACGUUUGGGCAUUCAUUCAUCUUAGUGCUGAAACUAUCACGUUUGGGCAUUCAUUCAUCUUAGUGCUGAAACUAUCACGUUUGGGCAUUCAUUCAUCUUAGUGCUGAAACUAUCACGUUUGGGCAUUCAUUCAUCUUAGUGCUGAAACUAUCACGUUUGGGCAUUCAUUCAUCUUAGUGCUGAAACUAUCACGUUUGGGCAUUCAUUCAUCUUAGUGCUGAAACUAUCACGUUUGGGCAUUCAUUCAUCUUAGUGCUGAAACUAUCACGUUUGGGCAUUCAUUCAUCUUAGUGCUGAAACUAUCACGUUUGGGCAUUCAUUCAUCUUAGUGCUGAAACUGAAAGAUGAAGAUCCAAUAGUGACUGAUAUACUGCAACUACAAAUCAUUAAUUGUCCAGAAAACUGUAUAUCUGUGAAUACUGUCACUUUAUCUUCCUAUGGCAGUUCAUAAUACAACGAGUGCAUUGUUUGAUAAUGACACUGAGUACAUACUGCUGUUACUACAGUACAGGACGUAUCCUAAAGGAGGGACACAUUACACAUAUAGGUUGGGAUGUGACGGGGGUACACCAUAGCAUGAAAAUCAUAAGUCUAUCGGACUCUUCACUUGGCGAUUCCAUUGCUUUUGUUGAUUAUGGUGUAAAAUAGAAUACUAUAAGCCGGUACUGUUCCAACUCCAACAAGGGUGUUAUUGAGCUAUAUAUUUCUUCCUUCUAAUAGUGUGCAUGGUCAAUGUCCUCUCAAUAAAUGUGAUUAUUGAUAA